Lethenteron reissneri (Far Eastern brook lamprey) is the source of this 3741-nucleotide messenger RNA. Its product is annotated as tyrosine-protein kinase SRK3-like. The record is from RefSeq and is a predicted model, not a curated record. Gene Ontology annotation, molecular function: ATP binding; protein kinase activity; protein binding. NCBI's taxonomy places the organism in Eukaryota, Metazoa, Chordata, Hyperoartia, Petromyzontiformes, Petromyzontidae. Gene Ontology annotation, biological process: protein phosphorylation.
UGACAAUGCGCGUGGCGAGUUACAACGUCGCCGGCUGAUAUCGCUUGGACAACAAAAGCCACCAUCACCUGCGCACCGCACACCGUCAGACGAUGUCGUGCCCUGGCUGCUGUCACAGACUGCGCGGGUAUCUGUGCUGCUUCCAUAAUGCUACACCCGGCAAAACCCACGUCGUCAGUACACCUGAGACUGAUGGUCAAACCUAUCUCGGAGACAAACGUCCACCGGGUAACGACUCUGAAGUCAUCACACAUCCACCUCCUCCCUUGCCUAAGCAAAUCUCAUCACCCGUUGAUCGCAGGGGGUCUUACAGAAAUACUUGUUUCUCACCUAGCAGUGAAGAUAGCGAUGACGAUGAUGAAGACGAUGAAGACGAUGAUCAAGACAGUGUUGACGGCGAGAAGAUUUUCGUUGCUGUUCACAACUACGACGCGAGGGCUCAUGUCGACCUGAGCUUCAGGAAGGGGCAGCGCUUCCACAUCGUCCAAGAGACCAACGCGGACUGGUGGCUGGCUCGGCCAGAGGGCGACACGGAGCAGCAGGGCUUCAUCCCGGCCAACUACAUCGCCCCCGCGCUCAGCCUCAAGGCCAUGCCGUGGUUCUUUGGGCAGAUGCAGAGAGAGGAGUCGGAGCAGCUGUUGAUGAAGAAGCCCGAAGAGCAAGGGCGCUUCCUCAUCCGCAAUGCCCGCACGCUGCCCAACACCUACGUGCUCUCUGUGCUCAAGCAGGACGAGGUGAUUCACGUCAAAAUCAACCGUUUUGACGAUGGAGAAUUCGGCUUCACCAAAGAUGCAACCUUCCCCUCUGUUGAGAAUCUGGUGGAGCAUCACUCCGCGCAUGACAACCAGCAGAUUGGUCUACUGACCGAGCCUUGCGAGAAGGAGUCGGCGCCGCCCAUCUCGGACCUCAGCGUGGAGCUCAUGAACACGUGGCACGUUCCUCGAUCCUCCAUCAAGAUGGGGAAUAUGAUCGGCAGGGGCAACUUCGGCGAGGUGUACGAGGGCCGAUGGAACGACACCACGGACGUCGCGAUCAAGAUCGUGCGCACGAAUUCCAGCUUUGACACGUUUAUGAAGGAGGUGAAAACCAUGAUCUCCUUCAAGCAUGAGAACGUCCUCCAGAUCUAUGCCGUGUGUAAGGAGAAGUGGCCCUACUGGAUCGUCACCGAGCUGGUGCCGUACGGAAACAUGCUGCAAUACCUGGCUCGCUUUGGACACGAACUGAGCGAGGUCGAGAAGCUGUACAUGGCGUUCGGGAUAGCAAGUGGCAUGGCCUACCUGAGUAAGAAGAGGUGCAUCCAUUGCGACCUGGCGGCCCGAAACAUCCUGAUGGGACAAGACAAGAUCUGCAAGGUGGCCGACUUUGGACUGUCCCACAAACUAAAGGAGGAGUACUAUGAUGCCACAGGCCAUGUCGUCCCCUACCAGUGGAUGGCUCCCGAGGUCUUGAUUCAGUUGAAGUUCACGCGCAAGUCGGACGUGUGGUCGUUCGGAGUGCUUCUCUACGAACUGUUCACCGAUGGCAAGCAUCCGUAUGGAGAGAUGGAUAAGCAGCAAGUACAGGAUCUGAUCAACUGUGGCAGAAGGCUGGAGAAGCCCGAAGGAUGCCCCGAUGUGGUGUACCACAUCAUGCUGCGCUGCUGGAACCGCGAGCAUCGGGAGCGACCGUCGUUCUCCAAGCUCAGGGGGGAGUUGCUCACCAUGUGUCUGGAGGACGAGAGUCUAGAGGGGCUGUAGGGACGCCGCACGGCCGACUUGUAGUUUGGGCGCCGUGCCGCAUUAAAAGACAAUACUUAUUCACGGUUGAGACAAAUACAAAUCCGAACUGCCAAUGUGGGUCAUUCAGAUCUUGGAUCGGUUUCAUAUUCUCUGCACGAGUGUGAAAAGGGAAUUUUGAAGUGAGGAUUUCCAAACGUUUUGGAAAUUUUUACGUUUCGUGGUUGUGAGGUCAUAGGUCAAAAUCGCCUUCACAGAAAACCUGGGGGAUGGCAACGUCCAAAUCAAAUCACAGACGGAGGUCACGUGACCUAUAGGCCGAGAUUUCUCCGUCAACCAAUUAUCCUCGUUGUUGGUCUGUGCAGUUGGCUGUUGGUAGUCAAUGCAGCAGCUGCUGCUGCUGCCCAUUGGCAAUAGAGGUGACCGCAUAACUGACUCUCGUUUUGCAGGUGAAAAAGAUUGGCUAAUUUAUGCAGGACUUUACUUAUUUAAGGAUUGGUUGAAGUAUACAAAUUUGUGGCAUAACUACGUCAUAUUUUCUGGAUAACACACUUUCUAUAGUUUAAUCUCACUCAGGGGAAGUGCGUGGUUUGUUAUUUGGCACCUUAAUAAGGAUAUUGUAUUACAAUUAUGAUUAUUUUUCGUGGUGAUGAAUUGUUUUAAUCACUAAUACUAACAUUUACAUAACUUCCUUGGACUACGAAGCUAGUCCAAGGAAGUUCUAUAACUGUAUAUACGGUGUACAAUUCUUGUGUUGCCUGUAUGUGUGUGUGUGCACCACUUUGAACAACCCAAGUCCAAGUCGACAUUGUUCAAGCUACUGGACAAGUAUCGAUUGCAAGCGCAGCUGCGUGUGGAUGUGCAGAUGGGUGAGGGCGUCACAAGGGCCAUGCUUGCGGGGACUACAGCGUGGAUUGAGCUUGAGUCCACAACGACAGAGAUCCCCGGUGUAGGCUUCAAAUCAAAUCAAACUUUACUGAUACAGCGCAAUUCGUGCAAAGAAUGCAACACAAAGUUAUUUACAGGACUGAAUGAAUAUGGAGCGACUGACACAAUGUAAACAACAAUAAGAAUGAUAUGUAAAAAUGUACAUGCAUAAUCAACUAGUGUAACCAAAUGCAAAAAAAACGUAAUAAAAGCAUCCUAAAUUUUGAUUUAAAGCUUUCGUGACUGCAGGGAUUCAUAUUCUUGGUUCUUUCGGUAAAGUCACGUAGAAGGGAAACAAUAAAAUAAUAAAAAUAUAAAACAAUACAAUUCUCACGACGUUUCGACUGCAACACAAACAAUCAUCAGGUGUGAAAAACACAGCAAGACAAAUGAUGAUUGCUUGUAUUGCAGUCGAAACAUCGUGAGAAUUGUAUUGUUUUACAUUUUUAUUACUUUAUUGUUUCCCUUCUACGUGACUUUACCGAAAGAACCAAGAAUAUAAAAAGCAUCCUAAUUAAAAUAGAAUCUAAGAAGGUAUUUUAAAGAUUUAGUUACCAAACAACCACUGAUUCGGAUCUCCUCCGGCGAGGCUGUUCCCAAGGCGAGGCCCAUCGAAGCGUCCGGCUGCCUCACCAUCGGCCUUGGUUCUCGCCUUUGGCAUCACCAAGAGAACAGCCCAAGAGCAUCGACUCGGUUCAUACCUCAAAAACUCGUCAGACGUAUUCAGGUGCCAGUCCAUUUAGUGACCUUAAAGCAAGAAAAUUAUCUUGAAAUGAAUUCUAAAGCUGCGAGGCAGCCAGUGUAGAGACUCGAACAAAGGUGUAAUGUGCGCGGUUCUCCUUCAGGUCUUGGGCAGCACUCGUGCUGCACCAUUCUGAAUGAGUCGCCGUUGACCUGCUGCUUCAUUAGGAAGACCAGACAGGAGAUAAUGCAGUAGUCAAGUCUGCGGGUGAUGCAAGCAUGCAUUAGUCGCUCAGCAAUGACACGAGCAUUUCUAAUGUGGGCUUCAAAGUUCAAAUCCGGGGCUAAAAGCACACCUACGUUUUUAACCUCGUGUUUGGCGUUUUGUGCCAGCGAGAUUAAACUUGUGAGCACUUUC